Messenger RNA from Ostrinia nubilalis (European corn borer), 609 nucleotides. RefSeq names its product nuclear pore complex protein Nup88-like. Gene Ontology annotation, cellular component: nuclear pore. The transcript is spliced from 3 exons. The record is from RefSeq and is a predicted model, not a curated record. Gene Ontology annotation, biological process: ribosomal small subunit export from nucleus; ribosomal large subunit export from nucleus; protein import into nucleus. NCBI's taxonomy places the organism in Eukaryota, Metazoa, Arthropoda, Insecta, Lepidoptera, Crambidae. The coding region runs from base 52 to 609 and encodes 185 amino acids. Gene Ontology annotation, molecular function: structural constituent of nuclear pore.
AAAAGUUGUAAAAUUGUUGAUUCCAAAACAAUACAUUUUUAUCUUUUCGCGAUGGAUUCGAACCGUCUUUAUGAAAGUAAAUUAGCCGACGAUGAAACAUUUAAGGCUUUUAGAGAAGGCUUGGCUGAAAAUCCUAGUGGGAAGUUGCGAAAUUUGAUUGAACUAAAGGACGAUGUAGUGUUCUUUUGGAGUCCUGUAGAAUGCUGUUUUUUGUGCUUGAAUUUGAAUCAGUUCGAUGAGUUUGAAGUUUUGGACACUCCUUACCAGAAACUCCACCUCCACUCGCCACCAGCGUUCCAAGUGGAAAGGAUCAAGGGCAGCAACUGCGGCAGCAGGAUGUGCGUGUGGGGCUCCAAGGGAGUCACUGUCAUGGAGCUCCCGGCGCGGUGGGGCCGCUCGGGCUUGUUCGAGUCGGGCAACUACUCCAUACUGUGCAAGGGUCUCGCUUUGCAACAGCCUCCGUUCACGGUAGAAAGGAUCAAGGGCAGCAACUGCGGCAGCAGGAUGUGCGUGUGGGGCUCCAAGGGAGUCACUGUCAUGGAGCUCCCGGCGCGGUGGGGUCGCUCGGGCUUGUUCGAGUCGGGCAACUACUCCAUACUGUGCAAGUAA